This is a messenger RNA of Aegilops tauschii subsp. strangulata, 2144 nucleotides long. RefSeq lists its product as uncharacterized. Gene Ontology annotation, biological process: protein ubiquitination. Gene Ontology annotation, molecular function: ubiquitin protein ligase activity. The record is from RefSeq and is a predicted model, not a curated record. Gene Ontology annotation, cellular component: cytoplasm. NCBI's taxonomy places the organism in Eukaryota, Viridiplantae, Streptophyta, Magnoliopsida, Poales, Poaceae.
UUUCUCACGCAGAAAAAAACUCGAAAGAAAUCCUGCAACUGUUCAAGAAAAAGAGAAAAACGCUCCAACCUUUCCCUUUCCUCCGCGAUCCCCAGUUCCGACGCCGUCCUCUUCCCCCAGCCGAGCCCCAGCAUCGCCGAGAUUGGUCUACGAUUCCCAGAUCGCCGUUCCCGCCGGCGAAGUUCUCCCCCGCAUCACGCCCUAGAUUUUCGAGGCGAAGGUUGACAUCUGGGAAGAACUUUUGUGACGUUCUCAACAAUGUAUCUGAUAAACACCUGACCCAGGAAUUAAGCAAGACAUACCUCUGUUUCCAUUUUGAUCAUUUGUUAUUUUCACCAGCGCACUGCUUACACAUCUCAGUCUCAGAUUUACUAGUACAAGGUGCCCAUGUCUGGCAAUCAGACACAAUCUAGCGACUAUGAGCGCCUAGCCAGUCAACCAGAUGCUCAAUGCCUAGUUUGCACGAGACCUUUUACUUUGGAUACUGAGGUGACCAAUAGCUUUGAAGCUUUAGCUAUAUGCAGGGAAUGCAAGGCUACUGUGCUUAAUGAUAGUCAAAGAGAUGUAACAACCAGCACUAGUCAGCAGAGACGACAAAGAAGGCGGAGAUCUAGGACUGCAAGUCUUGAAUCUAAUGAGGAUGCAUUCUCACAGCAGUUCUCCCAACUGAUCAACUUAGCCAGACAAGGCCAUGAAGCAGAAAUUGAUGAUCCGACCGUUGUGCGGCAGCUGGCGUCUUAUAAUUCUACACCAAACCAGUCCCAAAGGUGGCAUGCUUCAGACGAUGAGAGUGAUGGCCUCAGUUAUGCUGAUUCUGUGUUUGACGAGCUUGAAUCAAACAUCAGUUUUGGUGACUAUGGCGGGGAGUCAGAUGCUUCUCUAGGUCAACAUAGCAUGAUGGGAAGGGAGAUUACCAUUCAACUUGACAACGAGAGCUACAUGAAUACCGAUACGGAUAUUGAUCCCAUGAAUGCUGGAAUAGACCAGUGGGAUUCAGAUGACCAAGAGGAUGAAGAUGUGCAGUUGGAAGAGUCUGAUUUUGAUGAAGCAGUUGACGCCAUGCAGCAGCACCAGCAGCAAUCACGUGGCAUUGGCCCCAGUGAAUUGACUGGGUGGGAAUCUGAAGAUGGGGUAUGGACUUGGAGAAGUCAAAGAGCAAAUAUGACCAACUUGAUGGCAGGCAUGGAAGGGCCAGAUGUCAGGGCACCUUUUGUUGGGAAUCCUGGUGAUUAUGCUGAUGCAAGACAGUUUGAGAUGAUUCUUGAACAAUUUGCUGAGGACGACAGUUCCAGAAGAGGAGCUCCACCUGCAGCGACAUCCUUCAUUGGAAAUCUUCCCUCUCUGGUUAUCUCUACAAGCCAUGAGGCAGAUGGUGGUGUGAUCUGUCCAGUCUGCAAAGACCCGAUGCCUAUCAGAACUAGAGCAAAACAGCUACCAUGCAUGCAUCUAUAUCAUUCGUCGUGCAUCUUGCCGUGGCUUAGUUCCAGGAAUACAUGCCCAGUUUGCCGAUAUGAACUUCCUACAGAUGAUCCAGAAUCCGAGAGGUCUGAGCGAGCUGCAACAAAUGAAAGAGAUGUCCACGGGGUGGAGGAACACACCCAUCUGCAGGAAAUUGGUGAAGAAGGCUCUGAUGAACCUGAGGCUGAAGAAACUCAGGACAUGUUUAAUGAUGCAGUGGAAGUGACUAAUACAGGUGAACAUGGUGCUCAUGUUGCUGAGCAGUCAAACAGAGCACGUGCCCAUCGUCGAUGGCUGUUUAUUGCAGUUGCUCCAGCAGUAAGCUUUGUCGGUUUAGCUCUGGUUUUGUGCUUUGCAAAUCCUACUAGUAGUGGUAGAAGGCGACUGUGUCGUGGAUCCCAGAGUGCCUCUGCAGCACUUGUAGACACAAAAAGAAGUUGGUGGUCCAUGUUCUAGAUAUCCAGUACAUGUGUACUGAUCCCGAAUUUAGUGUGUGGUGGUACUCGAUUGUUGGCAGUGCUUUCUCUGUAAAAAGUUUAAGUUUUGGUCAAUGUGAUAAGUGAGGAGAUCCAUUGAGUUGUUCCUGUAACCGAGUUCAAAACUAUAUAUUUUCCACCACUUUGCUCAGUUCAGCAAAGUGUGUAUUGGUGCCUGCUGUUGUUAUUCAACUGCUACUUGUGAUUGGA